This is a messenger RNA of Drosophila eugracilis, 2044 nucleotides long. RefSeq lists its product as uncharacterized. Lineage: Eukaryota; Metazoa; Arthropoda; Insecta; Diptera; Drosophilidae. The record is from RefSeq and is a predicted model, not a curated record.
UACAUAUUAAGACCAGUUAAGAGUAAACAUGUCACCUAUCAGCUUGCUGCUUCUAGUACUUAAUUUACUCCUUUUAAGCCAUUUGACGGACACAGUUAAAAGGCAUAAAAUAAAGCAAAACUCUUUGCAACAAACCAAACAUGAACAUUAUAUCAAGACAUCAGAGUGCCAUAUACCCUAUAUCCCAAGGGAAAUAAAAAAUAUAAAAAGUAUAUCUAGAAAUGAAAAAGUUUGCUCCCCAGAUGAGAGUUUGAUCAGCAUUAGUUUCGAUGAGAAAACCCAGCAAUAUGUUUUACAUGUUAACGAUUCUGUUGCCCAAUUGAGACUAAGGGCUUUGGAGGAUAUACCCCUCAGCUUGGGGGGAUAUAAUUGCAGCUACCAAGAGAUCCAAAGGGUAAAUCAAACAUAUAAAGCUAAAGAACCUGUUGUCUUGGGUGAAGAAGUGGCCUUUUGGGAUGGCUAUUUGGUACCUCGUAAUGUCCAGGGCAUGACAGCUGCCUGUCGAAAUGAGCUGGCUGAGGAACUUCAAACAGAUACCUUUGCCCUUGUGCAGCCUAAAAAGUCAUAUACCCCUCUAAGCUCAUGGCAUCGCAGACCCAGUGUUCUAAUGAUUGGCAUCGAUGGAAUAUCUCAAAACAACUUUCACAGCAAUAUGCCCAGAAUAUUCAAUUAUCUAAAAACGAAUGGCUGGUUCAGUAUGGAUGGUUACACCAGGGUGGGUAAAGAUACUCUACCCAAUCUAAUGGCUAUGCUAACAGGUUAUAGUCCUCAUACUUGGUCUAAUCUGAAGUGCCAAUCGGAAAGACAAUUGGGAUGCCUUAAGACAAUACCUUUGUUAUGGAAGCGUUUUAAGAAAAAGGGUUAUAUCACUGCCUAUGGUGAGGGCAUGUCCGACUUGACAAUGUUUAAUGUGGAUAAGUUUGGAUUUUCUGAAAAUUCCAUUGACUUUUAUGCUCGACCUUAUCUUGAGUUAAAGAAAAGACAAGAUUGCAUUGACAGGCGGUUAAAUAUGAGAUAUAUCCUAGACUUUUGUGAGGAUUUUGUUAAGCAACACAAAAACAUCUCUCGGCCUUUGUUCGGACUUUGCUUUAGCAUUAGUAUAAGCCCUGAAAGGUCCUAUGCCAAUGACAGAAUGCAAACUGAACUCUUGGAAAAACUGGAGAAAUUUAAGAAAAUGAAUGUGCUUUCCCAGUAUAUUGUGAUACUUUUCAGUGAUCAGGGAUCAUUAGAAAAGGGAAAAAAUAAGGACUUUAUAGAGAAAAGUCUGCCAAUUUUAUAUAUUUGGUUGCCAACAUGGUUUAGGCUAAGACAUCCCGAAAUAGUUCAAGCCUUAAGGAUCAAUAGCAAACGCCUGACUUCCCCCUACGAUCUUCACCUGACACUGCAACAUCUUUUGGAACUGGGAGAACGUUGGCCUCGAGCUGUGGAUAAGCUGGUGGAUUGCCCCACCUGUCAAACACUUUUUGCUCCAAUCCCCGAGAACCGCACCUGCUCAGAUGCUGGAAUAGGAGAGACCUACUGCCCUUGUGAUAGCUAUAAGAUGCUCAAUAACAAGCAGGUCAAGCAAUUGCCCUUGGGAAAGCUUCUCAUUCGCAGUAUUAAUAGUUUUCUCAACCAUAACAAUUUGCGGGAACUCUGCUCCAAACUAAGUUUGAACUCCAUCAAAACUGUGCUACAACGUAAGGAUGUGAAGUUUACAAAUGGCAGUACUUAUCGAGUCGAAUUUACUGCCAAGCCAAAUAACUUAAGGUUUUCGGCCACCACACGCUAUAAUCAUAAAAACCAAGUUUUGGAAUACCUAAAUGUAGAGUCCAUAAACCGCCUUAAUAACUAUCAAAAUGAUUCCAACUGCAUGCGAAGAUUGCGAGGCCGAAAGUUCUGUGUUUGCAAAAAACGAAUAGUUAAGGCUAAAACUAAAUCUAAAGUUAAAGUCAAGGAAAAGCUGCUGAAAAACAAAAUCUGGAAGAAAGUAGAUGAUAGUUUAUAUAAAUUGCCAGAUAUGCAACCAGAAAACAACCAAAACAUUGAAAUUAUAUCGGUAUAA